CUCCAAUCAGAGAUCCCGUGGAAGGAAGAGGGCGUGGACGUCGCUCUCAGCAGAUCGCGGCGUUAGUGCGCACCUGCCCCGCGCAGCCCCAGGUAGCUCACACCUGCCUGGGCCAAGGGGAGGACGCCUUGAGAGCCCGGACAUGGACUCGGUGGUCUUUGAGGAUGUGGCUUUGGACUUCUCCCAGGAGGAGUGGGCUUUGCUGGAUGCUGCUCAGAGGGAGCUCUACAGAGAGGUGAUGCUGGAAACCUUUAGAAACCUGGCAUCCGUGGAUGAUGAGACUCAAUUUAGGUCCAAUGGGUCAGUUUCUCAGCAGGAUCUUUAUGGGAAUAAAAUGUCCAAGGAAGAUAAAAUAGCAGAGUUCACCAGAGAUGCUUGGGCCUCCAUCUUAGGAAAAAUUUGGGAAGAACUUAGCAUUGAAGAUCAGCACACAAACCAGUGGAGAUAUCUGAGAAAUUACGUGAUGGAGAGACUCUGUGAAAGUAAUGAUCAAUGUGGGGAAGGCUUCAGUCGGACUUCAAAUCUUAAUCUGUACCAGAAAACCUUUGCUGAAGUAAAACAGAAUGAACGCAGUGCAUAUGCAAAAGUCUUCAUGCAUCAUUCAUCCCUGCAGAGUCACAUUGCCAUUCAUACUAGACACAAACCGUAUCAAUGUCAAGAAUGUGGGAAGGCCUACAGUUGUUCUUCAGACCUAAGAGUGCAUGUGAGAACCCACAAAGGAGAGAGGCCCUAUGCAUGUAAUUUAUGUGGAAAAACCUUUCCUCGUACUUCUUCCCUCAACCGGCAUAUAAGGAUUCAUACUGCGGAGAAAACCUAUGAAUGUCAGCAAUGUGGGAAAGCCUUCAUUGAUUUUUCAAGCCUUACUAGUCAUCUGAGAUCCCACACUGGAGAGAAGCCCUAUAAAUGUAAGGAAUGUGGGAAAGCCUUCAGUUAUUCCUCAACUUUUCGAAGACACAUGAUAACACACACUGGAGAGAAGCCCUAUAAAUGUAAGGAGUGUGGGGAAGUCUUCAGGUAUUCCUCAACUUUUCGAAGACACAUGAUAUCACACACUGGGGAGACACCACAUAAAUGUAAGGAAUGUGGAGAAGCGUUCAGUUACUUCUCAGCUUUUCGAAGACACAUGAUAUCACACACUGGAGAGAAACCCUAUGAAUGUAAACAGUGUGGGAAAACCUUCAUUUAUCUCCAGUCCUUUAGAAGACACGAAAGGAUUCACACUGGAGAGAAACCCUAUGAAUGCAAACAAUGUGGGAAAACCUUUAUUUACCUCCAGUCAUUCCGAAGGCAUGAAAGGACUCACGGUGGGGAGAAACCCUAUGAAUGUAACCAAUGUGGGAAAGCAUUUAGCCAUCCCUCAUCCUUUCAAGGACAUAUUAGAGUGCACACUGGAGAGAAGCCUUAUGAAUGCACUCUAUGUGGGAAAAGUUUCAACUGGCCCGUAUCCUUACGAAAACAUAUGAGAACACACACUAAAGAGAAGCCCUAUGAAUGUAAACAAUGUGGAAAACCCUUCAAUUUGCCUGCUUGCUUUCGAGAACAUGUGAGAAUGCAUCCUGGAGACAAACCGUAUGAAUGCAAACUAUGUGGGAAAGCUUUCUAUUGCCACAUAUCCUUACAAAAACAUAUGAAAAGGCACACUGCCGAAAAACUCUAUAAAUGCAAGCAAUGUGGGAAAGCUUUCAGUUGGCCCGAACUUUUGCAACAGCAUGUGAGAAAACACUCGGCAGAGAAGCCUUAUGAGUGCAAGGAGUGUGGGAAAGUCUUCAAGUGGCCAUCAUCUUUACCAAUACAUAUGAGAAUGCAUACUGGAGAGAAACCUUAUGAAUGCAAGCAAUGUGGGAAAGCCUUCAGUUGCUCCUCAUCCUUAAGAAGACAUACGAGAACACACACUACAGAAAAACACUGCGUAUAUAAUGUGGGAAGCCCUCCUGCAAGUGAAUUCACGCACAGUGCUUUAGAAAAUUCACACCAGGAGGGAAAUCUUAUGAAAGCUGUAAAUAUGGUGUUGCCUUUAUGAGUAUCUCAUUAUUAAAAUGGACCCAUAGGUAGUAUAUUUCCAGUUCUUUUGCAAAUAAACAUUUAGGUGAAAAAUAACUCUCCAAGUACUCUUAGCUAUAGUACAUAUAAAAUUUGCAUGUAGUAUUUUUUCUUACAUUUCAGUAAACAUAACUUUCAUCUUUAGUUUGUGUGCUUUAAAUUGUCCUCUAAAGGGUUAUUGGAACAAUGACACUUUGUUAUGUGUUGGAUGUUUUUUACUGACUUAAUGUGGCAGAUACGGAUAUCAACCAUCAUAUAUUUUCUACCUUUUUGGCCAGAGGAGUCUUCCAUUUUUCUUUUAAGUAGUUUUUGUAAUUAUGAAAUUAUAUCAAUUGUUGUUUUCAGCUUUUGCCCGGCCCUGUUGUUCUUGCUUGUAAUUGGGAAUUGCAUUUACUUAAGACCCGUGCGAUAUCACCAUGAGAUAGAGAGUUUGAGAUGGUUCUGUUGGAUUGUGCUAUGUCAGCGUGGCCAAUGGGAACUGCAGGUCCCAGAAUCUUUUAUGAUUCCGUGUUCUAAUUCACCAGUAGCCUAACUUGGCAUCAGAUUUGGAAGGCAGACGUGAAGAAGCCAUUACUUUUUGGAGCCACUUUAAAAUGUGGUAGAAAGAUACAUAGGGACUUCUAGGUCCCAGCUUUCAGGACCUCUCCCCGAUUUCUUUGCCCUACUGAUAAAGAGUAUCAUCAGAAGAAACAGCCAGUGUUGGCCUUCCACUCCUCUCAGAGGCAGGGGCUUCCACAGAUACCUCCAUGAGCUUGGUAUCAAAGAUCCGCCCUCUUGUGUAAUCAGGUAUCACAAUUUGUAUUUUCCUAGAAACUGUAAGGUGUCCUCCAGGCCACUCAUUCAGACUCAUGGUCAGUGACUCUGAUACUAUGAUUCACCCUCUUCUCUUUUAACAUAGUUCAAAGAGUCUAAUUUGUGUAGCAAACACUGUUCUUAAUACUUUUAGUGGUUCUCUGGUCCUGCCUCCACCACAAAAACUACAAUGGUUCAGCAAAAUAAAACACUUGGGACUUCACUGAUCUAUUGAA
This is a messenger RNA of Myotis daubentonii (Daubenton's bat), 3068 nucleotides long. RefSeq lists its product as uncharacterized. The record is from RefSeq and is a predicted model, not a curated record. NCBI's taxonomy places the organism in Eukaryota, Metazoa, Chordata, Mammalia, Chiroptera, Vespertilionidae. Gene Ontology annotation, biological process: regulation of transcription by RNA polymerase II. Gene Ontology annotation, molecular function: DNA-binding transcription factor activity, RNA polymerase II-specific; RNA polymerase II cis-regulatory region sequence-specific DNA binding. Gene Ontology annotation, cellular component: nucleus.